AUGACACCAAUUACAAUUGCCAAUAAUCCGUUCAAGACGCUGCUCCUACUCGCGUGUGCACUAAGCACCGUUUCGUGUGCGUGGCGCGCGUGCACCGACCUGGACGCGCUGCUCAAGAUACCAUGCCGAUGCAACAUCGAAACCGCCGGUAAUAACAGCCAGCAUGUGUACGUGAACGUAAACUGCGACCGGACGACGCUAACGGCCCCGUUUCCGAAUGGCAUCCCGAUCAUUUCGUUUUCCCAGCGCAGCAGUGGCCACCAAACGUUACCGGAUCUGUCCAUUCUGAAUACGUCGGUGCGAAAGCUUGACUUUUCCAACAAUGCCCUCCGGUCGUUCGGCACCAAAGCCCUAUUUGCCAGCGUGGCCCAAGACUUGACGGAGCUACGGCUGGCCAACAAUCUGCUCGGCGACAGCCUGAAUCCCAUCCUGUCCACCGAUGUUCUGCAAGCGCUCGGUUCGCUCAAACUGCUCGAUCUGUCCGGCAACCACAUCAUCGCCCUGGAGGAGAGCAUCUUCGAUGGUAACCGGCGGCUGGUGGAGCUGUACCUUGACCAGAACAAGAUUGCCACCGUACCGGUGGCCGCCCUUAAGGAGCUGCCCGGCCUGAAGCUGCUGUCGCUACGUAGCAAUCGCAUCGACGCGCUUGAACCGGACGCGUUUAACUUCACCAAUAAACUGGAGAGGCUGGAUCUGCGCAACAACCGUAUCCGGAGCAUCAAAUCGAAGGCGUUUGCCAGCCUGGCCAACAUGAAGGAGGUCCUGCUGGCGGGCAAUCAGCUCAGCCACCUAGACGAGCGGGCCCUGGUUGGCAUGGACAUGCUGCAAAAGCUCGAUCUGUCCGACAAUCUGUUGCCCGAGUUUCCGUCGGAGGCGCUCGGAUCGGUCGUGUCGCUGAAGGUGCUUAACAUUUCGCUCAACAACAUCGCCAAGCUGGAGUUCAACCAUCUGGCGCAGCUGAGAAAUCUGCAAAUUCUAGAUAUCAGCCGCAACACGAUCGCCACCAUUUUGCCAGGAACGUUCCGGGAGCAGUUGCUACUGAAGUAUUUGGACCUGAGUUUAAAUUCCUUGCGAACGAUUGAAGAUGACGCAUUCGAGGGAUUGGAUAACUUACAGACGCUCAUUCUUCGCGACAACAACAUUCUACUCAUUCCAGGCAGUGCGCUCGGUCGCCUGCCGAAGUUGUCGAACUUGUACUUGGACUUCAACCGGGUGGCGGCACUCUCGUCGAGCAUUCUGAAAUCGAUCAAGCCGGAGAACAUCCGUUAUCUUUCGCUUUCACGCAACGUGAUCCGCGAGCUGCCAGGGGACAGCUUUGCCGCGUUCCGCAAGCUCAUCUAUCUCGACAUCUCCGGGAACAGUCUGGGUGUGAUCAGUGAGGACACGUUCAAGGGUCUCGAGGGAACACUGCUGGAGAUCAAGCUGUCGUACAAUCGGAUCGCCUCACUGCGCAAGAUAGCGCUGCCCAAGCUGCGCCGGUUGGAUCUGAGCUCGAACAAUAUCGACGAUCUAGCGAUCGACUCGUUCCACAGCCUGACCAGUCUGCUGUAUCUGAACGUGAGCGGAAAUGAGCACAUCGGACAGGUUACGCGCACUAUGAUCUACCCGCUGACCAAGCUGCAGGUGAUCGACGUGAGCCACUGCGGACUGAAGACGCUACAGGCCGAUCUGUUCCACAACAAUUCCGACCUGCGCAUCGCGAUGCUGAACCAUAACCAGCUGAAAGUGAUCGAGGAGGGUACCUUCCUGAAUCUGAACAACCUGUUCGAGCUGUCACUUGCAGGGAAUGGACUGGAGCACCUGAAGCCCCGAUCAUUCGUCAAUACGGUCAACCUGCGCACGCUUAACCUCCGCCAGAACGCGCUGCAUGAGAUGCGGGCCGAUAUGUUUACUACCGAAACGGCUCUAGAGGUGCUGGACGUUUCGCACAACGCCUUGAAGAGCUUCACCGUGAACACACUAAAGAUUCAUCCACGAUUGCGCAAGAUUCUCCUGGCGCACAAUCGACUGGAAGUGUUCCCGCCUGAGCUGAUCGCCGGCCUCGACCAUCUGGAGGUUAUCGAUCUGUCCGGUAACCGCCUGUCCACCAUCCAGCAGCUCGACUUUGGUCGGCUGGUGAACCUACGCGAACUGUAUCUGCGAGAGAAUGUGAUCGAUUCCGUGGCGGACAUGGCGUUCCAUAACUCCUCGCAGCUGCAAGUCCUCGAUCUAGCGGCCAACAAGCUCGAGCGGCUCUCGGAACGUUCGUUCGAGGGUACGCUUCGAUUGGACACGCUCGAUCUCAGCGAUAACAAGCUAACGUCACUCCCGGACCACGUGCUGGCAAAGAGUCGCGUACAUCGUCUCGAACGGAUCACGCUGGCGGGCAAUAAACUUAUGGGAGUACCAGUGGCCGCCUUUGGCGAUCAGCACGAAUCUCUGCAAACACUGGACCUGAGUCGCAACGCAAUUCGCGAGGUCCCGCGAGCAAGUCACAUGCUGAUGAUCAAUGCGAAGAAUGUCGACUUCUCGUACAAUCCACUGUCGCCGGAAGCGAUCGCGACGGUGUUGGGGCAGCCCAAAACGGUGCGCGCUCUCAAUCUGGCCGGUACGGGCGUUCGUGAGCUUCCAAUCCUGGAAACACCGUACCUACGGAGCCUUAACCUAUCCCAUAACAACAUCUCCGCCGUUAGCUCGAAAGCGUUCGAGAAGGUGACGCUCCUGGAACAGCUUGAUCUCUCGCACAACGCGAUCGCCGAUGCUGAUGGACUGCGGGAUAUUUGGCCAAAACUGGGUCUGCUCGGGUAUCUGGACCUUUCGAGCAACCCGAUCCGGACGAUCACCGCCACAACCUUCGAAAGACUGGAUGGCCUAACGGAGCUGUACAUUCGCGACUUACCCGAGAUUACGCGUCUUGAGAAGAACGCCUUCAAGCCGCUGAAGGACCUUGGCGUCCUCGAGGCUUAUCAGUUCGCCAAGUUGGGUUACAUCGAUGUGCAGGGAAUAGUGAAGGAGCUUCCGGUGUUGGCUGCAGUUGACAUCGAAACAAAGGACGCCAACCUCGAGUCGGACCAGCUGCAGGUGAUUCACCAUCCGAAACUGCACACCCUCGGUCUUCACGGGUACGCUCUGCAAAGCAUCUCAUCGGGGGCAUUUGCCGGGUUGCGUAACAAGUAUCUGACGGUGAGGCUGCACAACACCUCACUGACGGCGCUUCCUCCGGCUCUACUGCUUCCACUGCCACGUUCGGCUCACAUCGACUUUAGUGUCGCCGGGUCGAAGGUAAAUACGUUGACCCAACCAUUCCUGGGUUCACUGGAUGACCGAAAAAACACCAUCAAGAUCGAUGGGCUAGCGACGAACCCGGUAAGGUGCGACUGCCAGGCACGUGCCUUCCGGCGCUGGAUUCUAGCGGCGAAGGUAAACGAUGUGCGGUGCGCCAGUCCACCAGCGGUGGCGGGCAAGCUGCUAACCGAAGUCGGCGAUAUUGAACUCGUGUGCGAGGGUAAGGGUUCGACGACGCGAACGACGAUGGCAUCAUCGUCCACAGCGACCACCGGUAGCCGGACAACACCCACGAUUAGCUUCUACAACUACACCUCGGAGGUGCAGAUGACAAAGACGGCCGCCACCACCGAGCAUGACAUCAUCUGGAGCAUGCCGCCACUGUCCUCUUCGUCGUCGUCCUCGACGACAACGCGAACGAAAGGUUCGAAAUCGAAGAUCGCGUCCGCCGCGUUGCCCCCACUGAAGAAGAUGCCAUCGGCGAAUGACGACACACUGAUCAUUGGCAUUGUCGGUGGUGUCGUGGUGUUCAUCUUCUUGCUCAUCAUCUGCAUCUGCAUCUGCCGGCUGAAGAUGAACAACGAUAGCUACCAGCAUCAUCACCAUCAGCACCACCGUGGGCCACCGAUGGCAAUGGGUGUCCCCGGUACGCUCCAGGUGAACUAUACCGGCGGCAAGAAGGGACAGCAGGCGGCGGCCGCGGCAGCAGCAGCGGCAGCCAUGUACCCCACGCUCGGACCCCAGUACGCCCAGAGCUACGCCACGCUCCCGUACAAACCGAACGGGUCGCCGACGCAAGCCCGACCCAGCUACUCGACCAUCGGGCGAAUACCGUACCAGUACCAGAACCACUCGCUCAUGUCCAGCCAGUCGGCACACCACCAUCACCAGCAGUCGUCCGGUCCGGGAACGCUCACACAUUCUUCUCACAAUCCGUACAUUGUGUACCAGGACGAUAAGGUUUACCGAUAG
Anopheles coustani is the source of this 4236-nucleotide messenger RNA. Its product is annotated as chaoptin. The record is from RefSeq and is a predicted model, not a curated record. Lineage: Eukaryota; Metazoa; Arthropoda; Insecta; Diptera; Culicidae. Gene Ontology annotation, molecular function: protein binding. Bases 1 to 4236 code for a protein of 1411 amino acids. The transcript is spliced from 4 exons.